Molecule: messenger RNA, 1224 nt
Organism: Malus domestica (apple)
Lineage: Eukaryota; Viridiplantae; Streptophyta; Magnoliopsida; Rosales; Rosaceae
Product: bZIP transcription factor 29-like
Biological process (GO): regulation of DNA-templated transcription
Cellular component (GO): nucleus
Molecular function (GO): DNA-binding transcription factor activity
Source: RefSeq, a predicted model, not a curated record
AUGGGGAUACCACCCUCGUCCUCAUCCUCCUCCCACUCGCAUCAUAUCCUACCCAUUUCGCCCUGUUCUGAGAUCAUGGUGUCCCAACCAACCGUCUUUUCUCUUGAUUCAUUGCACCCAUUAACCCCAUCCCAAUAUCGUAAUUCUUCCUCGUCGGCAUCCAUGCAGAAUGGUGAUGUAGGUGCGUGUUCCUUGUUGUCUCCCUCACAUUUAACCAAAGAAAACUAUUUGAGGACCGGUGAGUGUUUGUCGCCUUGUAAUGCUCAUAGACGGUCGAAUAGUGAUAUCCCAUUUGGUUUUUCUAGCUUGAUGCAACAAUCUUUCCCGCCCAUUGCUCCGAUCAGAGGUUUGGGUGGUUUGGAGCUGUCAAUGUCUGGUGCAGAAAAUUUAGGGUUGGUUAAGCCAGCUCAGUUGGUUCAAAAGAAAUCUAGCUUGCAGAGAGUCAGUGACAAUAAUGUUGUAGGAGAGCUAGUGGAUGAUUUGUUUUUGAUAUAUAUGAAUUCGGAUAAUAUUGAUGUGUUGAAUUCCUUGGGCACUGAUGACAAGAAUGAGCAUGAGAAUUGUGAAGAACUGGGUAGAGCAAGUGGGAUUAAGACAGGUGACAAUAGUGUGACUGAAGCAGAAAGCAAUGUUAAUGAAAGUGGAGGCAGUAUUCGAAAACUGGGAUUGAAUAUUUUUAACGAUAAGAGGGAAGUGAUAAGGCGGAGUGCAUGGGGUGAUAUAGCACCAACCAGUCGACACCGCAGAAGUGUCUCGAUGGAUUGUUUUAAGGGUAAGUUGCAGUUUGGUGAUGAGUUACAUAGACUGCCACCUUCAUUAGGAACUCCUCCAGGACAAGUUUCACCCAGCAAUUCCACCGGUGCUCCCAGCAAUUCCAUCGAUGCUAAUUUAAAUGCCUUUAGCUCGGAGUUUAGAUAUGUUGAGUUCAGUGAGGCUGAAAUGAAGAAUAUAAUGGCGAACGAAAAACUUUCUGGGGUUGCUUUGACUGAUCCAAAGCGUGCAAAGAGAAUUUUGGCAAAUAGUCAAUCAGCUGUUCGCUCCAAAGAGCGGAAGAUGCGCUACAUUUCAGAGCUGAAGCAGAAGGUUCAGACACUAGAGACAGAAGUAGCCAUACUGAAUGCACAACUUACAUUGUUAAAGUGCUUAUAUUUGAGUACUCUAAAUGAAGCCUUAACUUGGGAGGUUCGACAUUUGAAGAUUGCUACAACUCAUCUGAAUGACUGA